Molecule: messenger RNA, 792 nt
Organism: Brettanomyces bruxellensis
Lineage: Eukaryota; Fungi; Ascomycota; Pichiomycetes; Pichiales; Pichiaceae
Exons: 1
Coding region: 1-792 (263 amino acids)
Biological process (GO): dolichol-linked oligosaccharide biosynthetic process
Cellular component (GO): UDP-N-acetylglucosamine transferase complex
Source: RefSeq, a predicted model, not a curated record
AUGGAGAUGGAUGAGCACACAUUUGCAAUAUGGGCUUCGACAAUACUACUUUUCGGAACUGUGAUUGCUCUUAGGCUAAUUACAGUUCUUCCGGGCAUUAGUCGAAACCCGCUUCUGUUAAGCACACAUAAACAUAAAGCUCCUGAGAAAGAAUCUAUAGCCAAAGAGGAAAAUGAGAAGACGACAAAGACCAAUCCUGUAAAUAAACAGCAUAAACCGAUCAAGUUAUUGAUUCUCCUUGGAUCAGGUGGACAUACAGGUGAGAUGAUCCGAAUCUUGAAGCAGUUCCAUCGGCUGUCUACCUUUAAACGGCAUUAUAUAAUCUCAAGCGGUGACUCGACGUCGAUAGAGAAUAUCACUAAAUUUGAGGCAUUAAAAUCGAAUAAAGAAAAAGAGAAGGCAGAGUCUACAAGUUAUAGCAAAGCUAUUAAGUAUACAAAACUUCCGAGAGCCAGAAAUAUAGGCGAGGGGAAAUUACUCGCUACUUUUCACACUAUAUACUCGUUUGCGAUUACAGUAUUAACAUUUUGCACAUUGAGCCGUGGAGAGUAUCCAGACUUGUUUCUCUGCAACGGUCCUGGUACGGCGAUACCUGUCGCGUACACUCUUUUUGCAAUGAAGUUUCUUGGCCUGUGCAAAACAAAAAUCGUCUAUGUAGAGUCUUUGGCUAGAGUUCAACAGCUCAGUCUCACUGGGUUGCUUAUUCUACCGAUAAGUGACCGAGUUGUCGUUCAGUGGAAGCCGUUGGCCAGGAGAUACCGCCGGUGUGAAUACUAUGGGAUUUUGGUUUAG